Molecule: messenger RNA, 330 nt
Organism: Penicillium verrucosum
Lineage: Eukaryota; Fungi; Ascomycota; Eurotiomycetes; Eurotiales; Aspergillaceae
Exons: 3
Coding region: 1-330 (109 amino acids)
Biological process (GO): regulation of DNA-templated transcription
Molecular function (GO): DNA-binding transcription factor activity
Source: RefSeq, a predicted model, not a curated record
AUGGAUUUGGGUCAAUUGCAACUCAUGGAGCUAUAUUUGGAUUCCUCCACUUCAACAGAACGCCGUCGACUGCAAAACAGGCUGGCCCAACGGAGAUACCGAGAGAAGAAACAGGAGCAGAAGCAAAAGCACGCAAAUGAAAACAUCUGGAGCUGGGACGAUGAACCUAUAGAUCUCUGUACGACCUACACAGAAAGCGACAAAAGACCGAAUCAGCCAGCUGGAGCGGAUCUGAAAUCCAAGCUAGGUACUCUGAGCCGUGUCACGCUCCCAAUAGCACAGCAAACAAUCCCCAUUAUCACAACAAUAGCUCCACAGCGGAAGCUAUAG